This is a messenger RNA of Suillus discolor, 330 nucleotides long. RefSeq lists its product as uncharacterized. The record is from RefSeq and is a predicted model, not a curated record. NCBI's taxonomy places the organism in Eukaryota, Fungi, Basidiomycota, Agaricomycetes, Boletales, Suillaceae. The transcript is spliced from 3 exons. Bases 1 to 330 code for a protein of 109 amino acids.
AUGGCCCUCUGGGCAUCCUGUACCCUACCAAAUUCUGUCGCUUUGUGCUCACCGCGAGGCUGGUUCGGCCGUUUGCCCCAAGCCGAACGGUGCAGUUACACUAUCCCCUUGCCCGUCGGUCACACAGGUCGGUCCAAAAACUCGGUGUCAAGAGCUGGUCGCGGGUUUCCUAAUGUAAUGUGGCUUUUCACAAGUCACAGAUUCGCUAUCACCUUUGUUUAUAACUUCGCUAUUGCAAUUUGCAUGAAGAUCACGCUCCGCCGCUGGAUCGACGAUGAUAGACUCGACGACAAACAUUGGGGCGCCGAGAUGCGGGAGGUGGAGUUGUGA